Oncorhynchus nerka (sockeye salmon) is the source of this 3769-nucleotide messenger RNA. Its product is annotated as ETS-related transcription factor Elf-2-like. NCBI's taxonomy places the organism in Eukaryota, Metazoa, Chordata, Actinopteri, Salmoniformes, Salmonidae. The record is from RefSeq and is a predicted model, not a curated record. The transcript is spliced from 9 exons. Gene Ontology annotation, biological process: cell differentiation; regulation of transcription by RNA polymerase II. Gene Ontology annotation, molecular function: DNA-binding transcription factor activity, RNA polymerase II-specific; sequence-specific DNA binding. Gene Ontology annotation, cellular component: nucleus. The coding region runs from base 97 to 1794 and encodes 565 amino acids.
GUCGGCCUGGUCAAUUUGGCUAGCCAGCUAGCUUAAAGAGCUAGACCUAUCUUGAAGUUAUCGACUGCAGGACAAGCAACAUAAGAGGAAUGAGUGAUGACCUCUGUUGUGGUGGCAGACGGUGGAGGGAAUAUGGUGGAGUACGUCACUGUCAUGGAAGAGACUGAGCAGAGUCAGGAGAACCUCGGUGAGGAGGGAGAGGUGGUGCAGGAGAUAGUGGAGACUGUAAUAGGGGAGGAUGGGGAGGAGUAUCCUGCUGUGGUGGUGGAAGAGGUGCCCAGUGCCCAGUUGGAGCAGUGCUACGCUGCCCAGGUGUUGGUCUAUGAUGACGGGACCUAUCUGAUGCAGGACGUGGGAGACGAGCAGGAGGUGGUCACCGAGGUAGUGGAGACAGUAGAGGUGUCGUCACACGGGGGCAUGGUGUGCUUUGAUAAGACCUUCGAGGCGGCCGAGGCCCUUCUUCACAUGGACUCCCCCAGCAGUUUCCAUGGAGACCGCAACAACACAGUGGAGGACGUGAUGAUGGAGACGGUGGUGGAGGUGUCUACAGAGUGUGAGCCCAUAGAAGAGGACAGCUUCCCUAUACCCCCAGACUAUGAGCCUCCGUCUGCCAAGAAGAAGAAAGGGGGACGGAAGCCGAAGACACAACAGCCUCAGCCUGACACCAACGGCAACAUUGACCUGGGGAUCAGGCAGAGACCCAGAGAGGGAAAAGGGAGCACCACCUACCUAUGGGAGUUCCUGUUGGAUCUCCUCCAGGAUAAGAACACCUGUCCCAGGUACAUCAAGUGGAUGCAGCGGGACAAGGGCAUCUUCAAGCUGGUCGACUCCAAGGCCGUGUCCAAGCUGUGGGGCAAACACAAGAACAAACCUGACAUGAACUAUGAAACCAUGGGCAGGGCACUCAGGUAUUACUACCAGAGGGGGAUCCUAGCCAAGGUGGCAGGCCAGAGGCUAGCCUACCAGUUUAAAGACAUGCCCAAGAACAUCAGGGUGAUCGACGAUGACAGGGAGGAGGAGGAGGGAGAGGAGGGGGAACCCUCUGAGCACCACCAGACACUGAUUAUUGACCCUGCCACCUCCACCCAGACACAGCAGAGCUACGUCACCGUCAUACCCACCUCGUCCGGCAACAGGACCAUGCGUUUGGCCAUGCCCAUGGUCAUGACGACGACACUGGGUCAGAUGACCCUCAACUCCUCCACCGUCUUCACCACCCAGGCUCCCAUCACCCUGGGCAACGCCCACGCUGGCGGGCCCAAGCUGGUGAUCCAGACCCUGCCUGCCAUGAUGCCCGCCGGGGCCAAGAGCGGAGAGAAGAUCACCAUCAUCACCAUCCCGGCGGCCCAGCUAGCUCAGCUAACGCAGGGCAACCUUUCAGCCCAGCUCUCAGGCCAGCUAGCUCAGCUCAUACAGGCUAAACCAGUCACCCAUCUGGUGCAGGCUAAACCAGUCACCCAUCUGGUGCAGGCUAAACCAGUCACCCAGCUGGUGCAGGCUAAACCAGUCACCCAGCUGGUGCAGGCUAAACCAGCCCCUCCACUCAUACUGGCAAAGCCUGUGACUGUGACCCAGCAGCCACCUGCUGCCUCCCCUGUAGGUAAACUACAGCUCCCUCCCUCCACCACCAUCACAAUCCGUGUACCUACCCCCUCUACACACCCUGAAAAAGAAGCCAUCUCACCCUACACAGCCCUUCCAGAGUCCACCCCUCCAGUGAGCACGGAGCUCCCCCAGUCUAGCCCGGGAGACCCCUCUGACUCUGGAGUCGGCACAGAACCCAGUGGACCCUGAAUCUUGAACUCAAGGCCAAGGGGCUCGACAGCUACUGACUCCAUAUUGACCCUGUGUUUUGAAGUGGAGUCUUCCCUUCCCAUCCUCCAAUCACUGGGCAGUGGAGCUGUAGGACCAUACAGAGGAUGAGAGCUCUGAACCUCAGCUAUGGAGCUCCUAGUUACCAGGGAGCUAGUCUUCAAACUGGAGCUGCAGUGCCAUCCCUCCCUCCACAUCAGAAAACCAGGAAAAGAGAUGAGGAUAAAGGGACUUUGUAUACAUAAUACAUAGCUACACUCUCCUACGUAUUGAUUUGGACAGUGAAGCUAAAACGUUUAAUUUGGCUCUCUACUCGAGCAUUUUGGAUGUGAUUAAUUAUUUGGGCGGCAGGGUAGCCUAGUGGUUAGAGCGUUGGACUAGUAACCGGAAGGUUGCGAGUUCAAACCCCCGAGCUGACAAGGUACAAAUCUGUCGUUCUGCCCCUGAACAGGCAGUUAACCCACUGUUCCCAGGUCGUCAUUGAAAAUAAGAAUGUGUUCUUAACUGACUUGCCUGGUUAAAUAAAGGUAAAAUAAAAAUUAAAAAAAAAAAUCAUGUGAGGUGACCGUACAGAAUGUCACCUUUUUUAUUUGAGGGUAUUUUCAUGCCUAUCUUUUUCACCGUUUAGAAAUAAUCACUUUAUGUAUCUAUUCCCCCAACUUGAAGGUGUUAUACAUAUUUGGUCAAAUUCAGUAGUAUGUGUAUUAAAGUAGUCAAAAGUUUAGUAUUUGGUCCCAUAUUCCUAGAACGCAGUGACAUCAAGCUUGUGAUUCUGCAUUUGCACUUUGCUUUGGCUGUGUUUCAGAAUGUUAUGUCCAAUAGAAAUUAAUAGUAAAUAAUGCAUUGUCAUUUUUAAUUUAAAUAUUACAGAACAUUUCUGAACACAUACCUUAAUCUGGAUGCUACCAAGAUUACGGAUAAUCGUGAAUAAGUGAGAGUGUGAGUUAGAGGCAUAAAUAUCAUACCCCCCCAAAAAGUGAUGGUGAGAGGUUAGCCUUUCUUGGGGGUCUGAUCUUUGUGCCUCUAGCUUAUCAUUAUUCACAGUUCAUGCAAGAUUAUCAGUAAUUAUGGUAGCAUCCACAUUUAAUGUAGAAGUGUUCAGAAACCUAUUCAAUUUGUAUUUGUUUUGUGACUCCAAAAUGACACAUUGUUGUGCCAAAAAGAAAUGGUAAAUAAUCUGAAAUACAGCCAAAACAAACUGCAAAUGCAUCCAACAAGUUUGUAGAGUCACAAGCUGAUGUAGUCAUUGCAUGCCAGGAAUAUGGGACCAAAUACUAAACUUAUGUAUAUUAAAUACUUAUGAUACCUUCAAAUGGACUGUUUUCAUUUAACGGUAAAACAGAUGUGUAGGAAAAUACCCUCAAAACAGGUGACAUUCUGAACGGUCCCCUCAUAUGAAACAUUUAAUCUCAAAUUUUAAAUGCUGGCGUAUAGAGCCAAAUUAAACAGCUUCACUGUCCAGAUACAUAUGUAGGGGAGUGUACAUGCUUUAGAAGCUCUUUGGAUCUCAAACGAUGGGCAAGCCUUAGAUUGUACAUUGAACAUGCUUCUUUUAAUCAAAAACAUAAUAUAAAGGAAGCCUGAAAGCUUUGUGUAAACUUUUUGAUACUCUUCAGCAGGUUACGUACGAUGUAUUCUAAGUUCAAUGCAAGUGUAGUUCUUUUGUCUCGUAGUUGAAAUCUUUGGGUUUUCCUCUGACUGGUUGGUUCCCAUCAUCUAGCUAUGGAAAGUAGUCUAGUCCUCCACAGCACUGUCCCUCCACACUCAAUGUUUUUUUUUGUGUUAUUAUAUAUAUUUUUUACUGUUCAGAAAAGGGAGCGAAAGGAUGUUUGUGUUGAAAGACAGAUCCAGAUGGUAUAUUCCCACAUUUUGAAGCAUAUGCUAUUUUCAUGUACUCUCAAAGUGUAUUGAUGUAGAUUUUACUGAAGUAUGUAUUAUAUAAAAACAUGAAUUGAAA